Messenger RNA from Musa acuminata subsp. malaccensis (wild Malaysian banana), 2945 nucleotides. Its product is annotated as probable transcriptional regulator SLK2. Gene Ontology annotation, biological process: negative regulation of transcription by RNA polymerase II; positive regulation of transcription by RNA polymerase II. Gene Ontology annotation, cellular component: transcription regulator complex; nucleus. The record is from RefSeq and is a predicted model, not a curated record. Lineage: Eukaryota; Viridiplantae; Streptophyta; Magnoliopsida; Zingiberales; Musaceae.
CGGCACCGCCCACGGCCAAGUCGGAAGCGGGGAAAGGGCAACGGGGCGAGAACUCGCGUCGUCGGUUUGAUCCUCCUCGUAUGACAAUCUCGCCCCAGUUUGUGCGGCUUUGGUUUUGUUUUCUCUUGAUCCUUUUUUAGAUUUCUGCCUCGUCCGUUCUUGAUCGAGCAUGGACGAGUUGGGGGGUUUGGUUUCUUGCUGACUGGGUCUGUUCUUGGUGGUAUAAUGCUUUAGUUGCCGUCUCGGAAGCCGGCCUGAUGGCGUUCGAGAUAAUUACGGCUCGAAAGGCUUUUUCUUGAAGGAUUUCUCUAGCUCUUUGUGUUGGAUCUUCUUGGUAUUAUGAUGCUUUUCUUUGCCUUCUCGGAAGCGUUUUGAGGUAGUUAGGGCUCUUUCUUUCGUUUCUUGAAGCAGUUUUUGGCUUUUUUUGUGUGUUUGAUCGUUUCUGUGGUUCGUCUGCGUUUGAAGUCAUUGUUCUCAUUGCUGGAGGGUUUGGUGUUAUGACCCUUCCUUGGGGGCGCUCUUAUAAGAAAGAGAGACGCUUGCCACCGGAUUUCUUCCUGGUUCCUGGAUACCAAUCGGCCCAUCCUCCUAGGGAAGGCGGUGAACAGAACCAAGCCCCAAUUCUGAACUUGUCGACGGAGAAGAGGCACCUCAUACUCAGACCUGUGUCUGUUAGACAUGACCGGCUGUAUCCUCAAUAGCGCGGGAAACUCCUCCGGGCCUAGUGUUGGGGCAAGCUCAAUAGUCAAUGACGCCAACUCGGCUCUCUCUGGGACACAGUUGCAGCGCAGCGUCAGCAUCAACAAUGAGCCGUGCAUGCGCCUCCCAGCCUCACCCAUGUCAUUUUCAUCAAACAGCACAUCAGAUUCUUGGGUGAUGGAUGGCUCCAUCAUGCAGCAGAGCCUGGGUAGCGAGCAUGCACGCAAGCGAGCUGCAUCGAGUGCCAUAUCUGAGAUUAUAGCACAGGCACCUGACGAUUCAGUGCAUAUUUCAAAAAAAGCAAGGCUUGAUUUGAAGGAUGAUAUCAUGCAGCGGAUGGUGAUCCAGCAACUGCUGCAGGGCUCAGAGCCAGAGCCAGAGCUGCAUGGUCAUCAGAAUCCGCAGCUGCAUGCUAUGUUACAACAGCAGAGAUUAACCCAGCUUCAACAGCACAUGAUGCAGUCUUUUCCGCAGACUCAGCAAGCACCUAUCACCUUUCAACAGCAACAACAGCAGAGGAACCAUUUGCAGCAGCGGCCUGUUGAGGUAGCUGCCCCUGCCAAUCACAAUUUUGAUGUGAAGAAAGGUUCUUGUCGAGUGAUGCAGUAUUUGUAUCAUCAACGGCAUCGCCCAGCUGAUAAUUCCAUACUAUACUGGAGAAAAUUUGUUGCAGAGUAUUUUGCACCACCAGCUAAGAAAAGGUGGUGUUUAUCAUCGUACAACAAUGUUGGCAACCAUGCUCUUGGUGUUUUCCUGCAGUCAGCUAAGGGCACAUGGAAUUGUGAUCUUUGUGUUGUGAACUCUGGAAAAGGAUUUGAGGUUACUUUUGGAAUACUUCCCCGAUUUUUCCAAAUUAAAUUUGAAAGUGGGCUUGUUGAUGAAAAUUUGUUUCUUGGCAUGCCACGUGAGUGCCAUUUGUCUAAAGGAUUCAUUGUGAUGGAGUAUGACAAAGUGGCCCUUGAAAGUGUUUAUGAACAUUUACGUAUUGUUCGUGAAGGGAUACUUCGAGUUAUAUUUACUCCAGAAUUGAAGAUACUAUCCUGGGACUUCUGUGUUCAACGUCACGAAGAAUUUCUUCCUCGUAGAGUGCUAGCACCCCAAGUUGACCAAUUGUUGAAAGUUGCACAGAAAUAUCAAACUUCUGUAAACAAGAAUGGAUCUGCCAGAGUCCCACAUCAAGAAUUGCAAGCCUGCUGCAAUUUGUUUACAAAAGCAGGUCAUCAGCUAACAAGAAAUUUGGAACUACAAUCAAUGAAUGAAUUAGGGUUAUCCAGGAAAUAUGUACGAUUCAUACAGAUAUCUGAGGUGGUAAAUAGCAUGAAAGACUUGUUUGAUUUUAGCAAGGAGCAUUACAGUGGACCUAUAGAGAGCUUAAAGAACUAUACAACUCAGGCUGCAGCCUACCUCCAAAGGCAAAAAUUGCAGGAGAUGGACCAAUCAGUUGCGGUUCACAGUCUGCCAUCUGAUCAAAGCAUGCUGAAAAGGCAUGGGCGUUCAUCCAGGGUUAGGCAAUCAUAUGAACAAGUUGGUGUCCAGACAUGUCCCUUCAUGACAACCGAGCGAGCGCGAGACCAGACCUACUGAGUGGCACUCCCAACUUGACUCAGAUCAUUGUUCGACAGGAACAAUUAGGCCAACAAGAACAACCUAUGCAAUUUCAGGGUUCAGCUUCAUCAAUUCAGGUUAAUGCCUGCGUUGAUAGUAUCUCGGGGCAGCUUCACCAGCCAUCAUAUGGUUGCUUGCUUCCACAGAACAGUCUGCAUUUCACCCAGGUGAACCAACAACACUUGCACCAAAAUGCAACUCGAGAAAUGAUAAAUAACAACAAAAGAAGAUCACAGCAGAACUCCCAGUACAAAUGGUUCGGUAGCUGCAGAGGUAAUCGGAUGCGGCAUUCAAGUCAGGAUGAACCCUGGGUCUGUCGGAAACGGAACCAAGUUUUCCAAUAUGCACACUGGCAUGGCUGCUAGUUCGAUAGUGACAGUAUUAACUCGAGUGGAGUUGAUCCAGAACGUGGUUCUUGCAGAAGUGGACCUCAUUGCUGAAGAUUUUGAGCAUGGAAUGUCCCAUGGUGACUUUAAUGGCAUGGGUGAUGGAUGGUUGGGAUGCUUGAGAACUGUAAAAUUUCAUAUAGUUAGUAUACCAUUUGAGUAGUUAAAACAGUUGCGGUAGCAUUUGGUAUAUUUAGAACCUAUAGUUUGAUUGCUGACAGUUUUGAGUUUUGUCAUCGAGAAUUCAUGCCGCCA